Messenger RNA from Trichoderma virens Gv29-8, 1017 nucleotides. RefSeq lists its product as uncharacterized. Bases 1 to 1017 code for a protein of 338 amino acids. The transcript has a single exon. NCBI's taxonomy places the organism in Eukaryota, Fungi, Ascomycota, Sordariomycetes, Hypocreales, Hypocreaceae. The record is from RefSeq and is a predicted model, not a curated record.
AUGGCCUCUCGUACUGUUUCUGUGAAAGAAGACUCGCCCGAUUCUUCGGAGACACCCUCUUCGGCGACCUCUUCGGAGACCCGAUCUUUGGGACAACCUGAGGAGUCCUCAUUUAUCCAUCAUGAAUCCCAUACCAACAUUCCGGAACAAACCAACAUCUGGUCUCCUCUCGACAACUUCAAGACUUCAUUCUUGAAUCAGCUGGGAUAUCGCUUCCUUCAACUCCUUGAAAAAGGAACCCUUAAACUCGAUCCUAAUGCCAUAAUAUGGAUCGAUGACAACGGACUCCCAACAACGGAGGGAUUGCCGACUUUAGGCCCCGAAGACAUGAAGAGACCAAGACCAUUUUAUUUCGCAGGCCAAGACGCCGAUUUGACGGUCUACGAUGACGGGAUUAGCUUGGAACGUACCAGUUGGCGCCAACCUGCUAUGGAAGAAAAGACACCUACGCCAACUUCUCUCUUCGAUUUGGUCUUUACUGAGUUGAAAUCGAUGCGUCAAAUAACUCAUUUGGUCUGGAGAAAUCUACUUCGUCGCUUCGAGUUACCUGCAGCAUCAGGCGAGCCUUGGACAGACCUCAUGACGGCCAAUCGAGUGAAAGAAGCUAUUAUUCAAGAGAGAAAAGACUUCAGGAAUCUCGAACGCUUGCAGAAUGCAUUUACAAAUGCAGAAUGUAUGAGGGGGAUGCUCCUAUGGAUAUCUUACGAUGCCAUUCACUCCCUCGCGGGGGUAGAUCCCAAGAGCUCAGACAGGGACGCUGCCCUGGAAUGCCUUGACAGCGAGCUAGGAGGCAACGUUUCCGAGGUCAUGAGGCUGGCUGAUAUGCUUCAACUGGGCCAAGUGCCUUCUGAUAGAUUCGUUACCGGGGCUGAGAAACUGGCCAAAGUCGCAAGUGUGCUCCGCGCUGGAGAGAUGGGGCCGUCGAUGGGUGAGCAUCUCGCUGCGAGGGGCCACUUCCUCGACAAUGGCCAUGAGCUACGGCCGUUUCGUGGGCGUAAGCGUCGUCGUCUGGAAUAA